This is a messenger RNA of Marasmius oreades (fairy-ring Marasmius), 2592 nucleotides long. RefSeq lists its product as uncharacterized. The record is from RefSeq and is a predicted model, not a curated record. Lineage: Eukaryota; Fungi; Basidiomycota; Agaricomycetes; Agaricales; Marasmiaceae. The transcript is spliced from 6 exons. Bases 19 to 2592 code for a protein of 857 amino acids.
CUUUCACCCACCACCAUCAUGCGGCCUUCCCUUGUGCCCGUGUCCUUGGGCAUACUGUCGCUCUUUUCUUCGUUGAUAGCGGCUCAGUCCACGACCAAUACUCGGACGCAGAGUCAGACUGCUUCUUCGCCCACUGUCACCACCUCGCUAAGCUCAGGUUCGGUUACUAUUACGACCUCAACAACUCAGAAUGGGCGUGUCUCCCAGUUUACCACCGUCGUUCCAACAAGUGCCAAUAUAACUAUAACAUUGUCAGCGACGCCGACUUCAACUGGAACUCCCUCAGUCUCAGCCACACCAGAUCCUAUCCUUCUCGAUACAAAGCUCGAUCCUGCCUUUGGUGUCCUUGGAGCAAUUCUUAUCAUCACAGGUCUUCCGAGUGCUUUUUGGGGACACAAGAAUCGAUGGACAUCAUUCUUCUUGAUUGGAUUUUACACUUUGUCCUUAGUGUGUUUUGUGCUUAUCCUCAAGUUUGGUGUUCUUUCCGCCGUCAAUCCCCCGAGUAAGACCGUCAGAGGCAUGUUCGUUCUGGCUUCAUCCGUUGCCGGCAUUGCAGGAGGCGCAAUUGCUAUCUUCUUCUGGAAAGCUGCUCGGUAUGGAAUCGGAGGGUGGGGAGGCUUUGCCGUUGGACUUUGGGUACAAUGUUUCCACGAUGGGGGUCUCAUAAAACCCAUAGGCUUCAGAUGGAUCCUGUACAUGGGUUGCGCGGUUGUCGGAUUUACUCUGUGCACUAUUCCCAAGAUUCACUACCACGUACUUCUAUGUUCGACUGCGAUUGUGGGUGCCUCUGCUCUCAUGCUUGGGAUCGAUUGCUUCACGACUGCAAACCUGAAAGAGUUCUACGUCUGGAAUCUUGGCUUCAAUGAGCUUUUUACCAAGUUUACGAGUAAUGGUAUACAGUUCCCGGUCACGCAAGUCAUGCAGAUUGAACUGGGGCUGAUGGGUGCUUUGACUUUGAUUGGAAUUUCCGUUCAAUUAAGGGUCCUCCGGGUACUGCAAUACAAACUACGGGAGAUUACAGUUGAGCAAAAGCAACGAGACGAAGAAGCCGAAGCCCAGGCUUCCUCACGACUUGCCCUCCUCGACCGCGAAAGGGACGAAUGGGAGAAAGAUCAUAGCAUGAACAAGCAUGGCCGCCAGUUCAGUAGUCUUUCUACUGGCACGCCGCUCAUGAAAGACCAUGAUGGCUCGGCAUCUCCAACCACACCGGAACGUCGUUCUGAUGUCACACAUGUCGGAGACUCUCGACCACGCUAUCACUCAGGCGUAUCCGAGUUUAUGGCUGCUCCAAUCCCUGACCAAGAUCUCAAACGUGCUGCCAGACAUACACAAGGUCCCGGUGUUCUUCCAGCACUUGAUUUGGGUUGGGGACUGAAAGAAGACGUCCCAGACGACUUCAUGGCUGCGGGUGAUGGACCGAAAAAGCCACUUUCUCCUGAAGAUGCGGAGACUCUUAGGCGGAAGGAGGGGUUAAAGGCUGAGAUUGACAGCAUUCGUAGAUCCAUUGAGGCUCUUAAAUCUGGUACUCCAGAGCCAUCUUCGUCGCUUGGAUCCCGCCGUCCUUCCUUGACCUCCCGCCGUACUUUAAGCAUUGAUGCUGGUAGCGCACUUCUUCCUCCCCAUUCUUCUCAUGCUCGUCCUCCUCGAGAGAGAGAUCCCCGUGCUCGUACGCAUUCGAUGGAACUUCUAGGUCAGAACGCUUAUGGGGAAUCCAUAAGCCGGCCCUCAAGUGCCCCUCUACGGGAGCUCGAGUGGGAUGCUUAUGUUCAAGAUCGUAAGCUUCUCCAACCACCUGCUGGUAUCACCGCUCCUAUCGUCACCACUCCCGUAAACCUCCCCACAACCUCGUCUCGGAUUCAGGUCCCCCCUGCCGUAGCUGAGGCGAUCAACCAACGCAAGCGACGUGAAAGUGCUCUCGGUGUUGGCAAUGGAGAACCUCGUAAUGAUUCCUCCGAAGACAUUCCUCUUUCAGACAUGAUGCACCAUAAACGGAGAAGCUCCACAGGUGGUAAUAUCCCUGUCACUAUCUUGCCGCCGAAGAAGCAAAUAGCUACACCUACUCCUCAACGACCUCCCACUCACACCAAGACAUUUGAAGAGCUCAAUGAACGUCAUCGAGAAAAGAUGAGGGAUCUUCAAGGACCCUUGACGAAUGCUGAGAACGAACAGGCACACCUGCAAGCGGCCAAAAAGCGAUGGGAGAGGUCAAAGGCACUGGAGAAAGAGGCAGUCACGAAGAGACAGGCUGAGAAGGCGGCACAGCUGGAGAAGCGAAAAAGGAACGAGGACGAAACAGAGCGAUUAGGCGGCCGACAGAGAUCGACCUUCACCGGAGAUAGCAGCAGACGACACUCUCGCUCGUUGAGCGCAGACCGGCUGGCAGCGUUAGGAACUACCUCCAACAAUAAAAGAUUGUCGAUGUUGAAAGUCGAAGACUGGCAGAGAUACCAGCAAGAGGUGGAGCCCGCUCGACCGUCACGAACCGGUUCAGGUUCCGGACGCGAUUCACGGGCGUUUGCCUCAGAGAGUGUCCCUUUCCCAGCCGGUCGUGGUGUUCAUGUUCGGCAUAAAAGCAGGGACCCCCCUAGUUGA